UAGAGUGUCGCGCUGGAGCCGAGCAACAACGACUCAGUGGGAGCGGGCCACGUUCUCAUUCAACUUCAUGUGGCGGUUAAGAUCAUGGCCGAUCCGCACACGGAAAAAAGCACAUCAAGAAGAGCGCGAGUUUCUCAUAUUGCCCAACUCAGGGACCUAUAGGGCUUGUCUUUGUACCUAGCGAUGGGCGCUUCCAAUCUUGGCCAUCGCGGGCCUCCAAUCUUCAGUUCGGAAUAGCAUCAUGAAAGCUAUGACAGUAGCGCUAAACUUUCGAAUACGACUCCCGCUAUCAGUUCUGUCAUUCUUUGACAAAUGCAAGUAAAGAGUAGGAACAAAUUCAACAGUGACACCACCCGAAGCAGGCGAGGACAGUCCACUUCGAUGCUUUCCGCAUCCCACUCCCCAGGGCCUGGAGAAAGGGUCGGUGAAGCAGCGCGACGACGUGCAUGAACAGUACAGUCAGUGGCUGGCCCAGAUAUUCAACGACACUGCUCCCUCAGACCCUUCCACCCCUGCCAACCAUGCCCUGCGCCAUGCAUCCACAGGCGUGGGUGUGGGCGCCGUUAGGGCUGUUCCCAGCACCCAGCACGCAGGAAAAAGCAACUGAGCUCUUGUAACUGUGGCUCGAACAUGACAAGAACGGUGAAAGCGCCAAGACUGAUUGGAUGAUGCGCAACAGCCUCUGCUCGAAUGCCUUAGGGAUAAAGACGGGGCUAUAAGAUGAGCGUAACGAGGAAUUGGUUGAUGUUCAGGUAUGGACUGUACAUAGAACUGGAUGACAAGAGAACAAUUUUUACAUUUGUGCUUUACCUUGGACAAGCCAAUUUCUCUAGUGCGAUCCAAAGUCUGUACUCGCAACCAGCCUCCGAUGGUAGCAGGCACAGAGUUUUGAGGGAAGAGCGCGGCCUGUGCAGAAGGGAGCCGACGUGUCGAAGAGGGGGAAAGGCAGCCCAUGGAACGUCCGAACGCCGUACUUGCCUUAUUAGCUACGCCAGGAGGGGUAACGUAUGGAAAUGAAUGGCAGGAAGAACCCCAAUAGAAAGAAAGUUGAGGCAAAGACUAAGGCAAGAUGUGUUGGCAAUGCCGUUCUGUUGAUAAAAACAACAUUACUUACUCUAUGUACUGUCCUGCACUGGAACCUCGAGGCAACUUCCAGUGGCGGCAUAUUCUCUCUGCACAAGCUAGUCGAUAAAGAGUACCAAUGUACCUUUCGGACAUCUCACCCUGCUGAUGUAUCCAUGGGGGUGGCCAUCUUCUCACUCCAUCUGCGCCGAUAUCAAAUCCCAGCAACUUCGCGAGCGCAUCCAUUUUGAAAGAAGUUAUCAAUCACAUGCGGCGAAUCAGCGGUUUCACCAUGUCAGGUAUCGGAUAUCUGGUCCAACAACACCUGCAUUGCCCAGUUUCUUAGCUACUUUACUUACUAGGGCCGAGCUAACGACAAAAGCAUAUUCGACGGACGUGACAGGGAUGUUGCUAAAAUUCGUCCCUCGAAAGAUUCUGUGGGCUUUGUGGAGGGACAAGGGAGCCCCAUGCAAACGCGAGCCAUGACGGAGCGAGCUUGGAGCUUUCCAACGUCGAACAACGAUUCGACAAUUCGAACUCUUCCAGAAUUUCUAUCUUGGGUGCCGCUAGUUAGCUCUGACGUGACCGUCCAACCGCCUCAGGCAACCCCAUGACAUGUCGACACGUCCCAAGAUGCUGCCCACCAAAUUAGAACAUGAUGAAUGGAGAUUCUGAGUGUUUUGGGUUUGGGUCCAAACUUCUUGUACAAAAUAAGUUGAAUCCGAAACUUUGAUAACCGCCAGCGACGAAAAGGACUUGACGCAUUUUUGCGGGCUUUCUCACCUCCAGCGUAUCGCCAGUUGUGAUGCAUGCGGCGGCGCCUAUGCGGUCGGGAGCAGCAACGAGCAAGAGACUAAUAUCAUCCUCCCAAACCGAAUCAUGGUAGCUUAGCAUGGCUUUGUUUCUCCGGUAGCAACCCUAACAAACGUGGGAUGCUUACUACGACUGGAUCGUGAGAUCUCCACGUCAGAAAAACUUUGAGGGCUUGCUGGUCCCAUGUGGCUACGGUUGUGGGUGCCCCACGUAUGUCGUUGAUUCCCUUUUUUGUCGACCUCAGCCUCAUGUUUCCUGACAGAGAGCAUUGGUGAGAGACGCGGCGAGGGGCAGUACCUACUUCGGAAUUGCUGACAUGAUGGGCGACGACAGUAGAGAGAGGAGCAUUAAUAUACAGCGCGCCAUUGUAAUUCUACAUGUGCUCACUCCUUAAGCUUUUCGAGCUCCGUGACAGCUGUCAACUUAGUGCUAGUAAACCAACCGCAAGCGAGAGCUAUAAAGCCAUGAGACUCCUUUGAGGUCCCCUUAACAUGAGCAACUUGAGGCUAUUCAUGGUGGUUAGACGCUUGGUCUGUCAAGGUCCCAUAUUACCAACCAAGAUAUCUGAUUUCCACAGUAGGGAAGUAGAACAGUGGUGUCUCUCAAAGUCUUGUGGAAGUUCACACUCAUCUUCUUUGUCCUCAUAAAGGCCCACUUGAUAGGGAACAAGGGUGUAUCUCUUGUCCGUUAGAAGAAUUAUAAUAACAACGAUGACAAGAAUUACAAAUGGUUCGGG
Messenger RNA from Fusarium odoratissimum NRRL 54006, 2611 nucleotides. RefSeq lists its product as uncharacterized. The coding region runs from base 1231 to 1548 and encodes 105 amino acids. Lineage: Eukaryota; Fungi; Ascomycota; Sordariomycetes; Hypocreales; Nectriaceae. The record is from RefSeq and is a predicted model, not a curated record. The transcript has 3 exons.